This is a messenger RNA of Liolophura sinensis, 5363 nucleotides long. RefSeq names its product DNA excision repair protein ERCC-6-like. NCBI's taxonomy places the organism in Eukaryota, Metazoa, Mollusca, Polyplacophora, Chitonida, Chitonidae. Bases 20 to 4660 code for a protein of 1546 amino acids. Gene Ontology annotation, molecular function: ATP binding; DNA translocase activity. The record is from RefSeq and is a predicted model, not a curated record. The transcript is spliced from 20 exons.
AGCAUAGCUAGAGCAUACCAUGGAGGUAGCUGAAACAAGGGAUAGGCUAGCUAACCUGUCCAUAUCAGGUACCCCUCACAAACAUGGCUCCGAGACAACCCGGGUGCGGCUACCCUCUGGGGAAGAGAAAGACGUCUCCCAUAGUGACCAGGCCAGGUUUAACAAGUUCAUCACCAAAGGGAAGCAAUUGGCCAAUGAAGGACGUAUCCGAGAGGCUCUAGACCUGAAUAGACAGGCGCUGAAAAUAUAUCACAGUGAAAAACUGGCUAAGAGAAUAGCCAAAAUGGAGGCUUAUUUAAAGGAAUAUGGGGAAGAAGAUGGUAGUGAGGAUGAUGGAGAUGACACAGAUGCAAUGAAGCAUGUUGGAGAUGGCUUCUAUUUGUACAAAGACCUGUAUGAAAAGCUGUACAGUCACCAAAAAGCAGGGGUACUGUGGCUGUGGGGCCUGCAUCAGAAAGGCAAAGGGGGAAUUCUGGGGGAUGACAUGGGUUUGGGGAAGACGAUUCAGGUGAUAUCGUUUCUGUCGGGAAUGUUCGAUGCAGACAAAGUGAAGACAGUGCUAGUGGUGUUACCUGUAUCUUUGAUGUCGGUCUGGGAGAGAGAGCUGGACAAAUGGGCACCAGGUAUCCGUGUGGUCUCAUAUCACGGCACCAGUAAGAAAGAGCGAGAGAAAGGACUGGCCAAAAUCCAGAAGAGGGGCGGAGUCUGUCUGACCACGUACGGUUUGGUCGUCUCUAGCUCGGACAAACUUGGUCAAGACCAGGAUGGGCACGAAUUUAAAUGGGAUUACAUAAUUCUGGACGAAGGUCACAAGAUAAAGAAUCCUACAAAAACGGCCAAAGGUGUGAGAGCCAUAGGAGCUGAACAUCGCAUCAUUCUGACAGGGACACCUAUACAGAACAAUCUUCAGGAGCUAUGGGCCUUGUUUGAUUUUGUCCAUCACGGUGCACUGUUAGGAACCUCUCGGACAUUUAAGAUGGAGUAUGACACCCCAAUUACAAGGGCUCGUGAACGAGAUGCCACUGCUGGGGAAAAACGAUUAGGAUCAGAGAUGGCUGAAAGUCUGAAGAGGAUUAUCUCCCCUUUUUUCCUGAGACGAACAAAAGCUGAAGUGACUGCUAAAGGUGGGGAUAAGGAGAACGAUGACCCGGAUGCUCAAGACUCGAAGUCCGAAAAAGUCCUAGAGAUGCCCCGUUUGACGAGGAAGAACGACUUGAUCAUUUGGCUUUUCCUGACGGAUGCUCAAAAAAAGAUUUACGAGGAUUUUAUUUCACUGGAUGAUGUCAAGGAGCUUCUGAUGACCCACAAGUCUCCGCUUGUGGCAUUGACUGUCCUGAAGAAGCUGUGUGACCACCUGAGGCUACUGUCCACUAGAGCCUGUAUCCAACUGGGACUGACCGCUGAUGAGAAGUUCGAUGUGGACGACCUGGAUACAGACCAGGGUUUACAGUGUGCGGCCAACCGAAUCCAAUUCAUCCCUGAUGAUGUCUUGAUUAACGAGUCUGGGAAGAUGAUCUUUUUGGUGGAGUUGCUGGAUAACCUGAAGGAGAACGGACAUCGUUGUUUGGUGUUCUCUCAGUCCACAAAGAUGUUAAACAUUAUUCAGAAAGUCAUUGCAAACAGGGGUCACAAGGUUAUGAGACUAGAUGGCAGUGUAAUACAGGUAUCAGAGAGACAAGAGAGGAUUUCCAGAUUCCAGAAAGAUAACAGUUACUCAGUGUUUCUCCUCACCACACAGGUCGGAGGUGUUGGACUGACCCUGACAUCAGCAGACAGGGUUGUCAUUUAUGACCCUAGUUGGAACCCGGCCACGGACGCCCAGGCUGUGGACCGUGUGUUCAGGAUUGGCCAGGACAAGAACGUGGUCAUCUACCGGCUGAUUACCUGUGGAACGGUCGAGGAGAAGAUCUACAGGCGACAGGUGUUCAAAGACUCCAUCACAAGGCAGACGACGGGCAACGCCAAAAACCCAUACAGGUACUUCACGAAACAGGAACUGAGGGAGUUAUUCUCACUGGAUAAUGCACAUUUCUCCACAACCCAGAAACAAUUGGAGGAGAUGCACGGAGCCCAUCGCUCCUCAGACUGUGAGCUGGACGCUCACAUUGCCUACCUGCAUUCACUAGACAUCUUCGGCAUUAGCGACCAUGACCUGAUGUUUAAUGUGGACCCAGAGGAGGAGGCUACUUGUGUAGAGGGAGAGAAUGAUUACAUUCAGAGCAGGGUACUGAAAGCUCAGCAGUUGUUACACAUGGAAUCUAACCUGAGUAGUGAUAUCAGGGCACAGAUGGAGAAGAAUCCACGGGCUAUGGAUGUGGACCCCUCGCUCAAGACCAACCAGCCGCCACGACCCCGGCCCCCGAAAGCCCCACAAAUGACGCCGUUUGGAGAGGUGAUUAUACUGGACAGUCCCUCUAAAGAGGGCAAAAGACGCAGCAGAUCACCUAAGCCAGCCGCAGACCAUCAGUCUGCAAUGUACCAGAACCUGUCUGAUGAUGAACAGGUGAACGUGAGCUCAUCAAGUGUUGGAUCCCUUCACAGUGGUGAAUCUGGCAUCAACCAGCAAGUCCUAAUCAAACAGGAGCCAAUCAAAGAAGAGACUGAGGAGCAUGACGAAUACAUGGGAUCUGCUGGUAGCCAUGGUUACUACAGAGAUGCAGACAUGGCAGACGAAGAGUUCGAUAACAAGGAGAAUGUUCGGAUAAUCCCCGAUUUGUUGAGCUCAGAAUUCGGAAUGAAUGCUCUUGAGAGUGAGCAGAAACCCCUGCCAGCAGUUAACUGUGGGACAUCACCAAGACAGGAGAGUCGUACGCCUGGUAUGAAUGUUCUGAGUGAUACCACAAACAUGUUGAUGGCUUCACCAAGCAACAUGCCACAGCAAGACAAGAGGUCACCGAGGGCUCUGCACCGGACUCCAGUGUCUGUGAGUGCUACACCAAAGUGUACACCUCGAACACAUGGACAAACGCCUAGGUCUGUAAAUCAAACUCCAGGAACAGUAGGACAGACACCCAGGUCUGCAAAUCGAACACCCAACUUCCAGAGGCUCAUCAAAGAAGAGAUCAUUAUUUCUCCUGACGCCUCACGUCCAAUCAUCAAGAUUGAGCCAUCUUCACCAGAGGAAAGACAGCCGCCAUGCCCCCCGCGGCGAUUCCGUCACAACAGCUCUGACCCAAUAACCUGUGUUCUUGACCUUCAGCCAGAUGAGCUGCCUGAGGUCAACGACUCUCCACUCAGGAACCCAGCCUUGUACACAACAAUCGUGGAGGACUCACCCGACACCAGCGAUCUGCAGAUUCGUAGGCGAAGUAACGGGAGGAGACAGUCUCGUCUCUCUGUCGGUCACCCGAGAGCCUUCACAACCGUUUUGGACUCGGUGGAAAACUCGCCCGCCAUUGAUGGAGAGUCUGGCCAAGAAUCCCCAAAUGUGGUUACCAUGGUGACAGAAAGUGACGAGGAGGUGAUCGGGGAUUCUGGUUCUGAGGAAGUGGAAGAGAGCAGUUUGAGUGUUUCUGCCACAAUGGCUACAGAUGUGAUCGGUGAUACGUCGAAUGAGGAGGAAGAUGAGGUAGAACAUGGUCCCCAACAUAGCUCUAGCAGUCCAGACCCUUCCUCCAAAACCAGGCCCAAGAGGACGAGUUUACCUGCAGCCACGAAAGGACAGGGCAGAAAGUCAGGAGAAAAUAGCAGCAAAAAAACAACAGAAAAUACAAAGAGAAACUCCCUAACAGGUGGAGCUAGGAAAUCUACAGAAUCUGGAAAUGAAAGAUCUGUUGGAGCUGGAAAAAGACAGUCUCUAGGACCUGGAAAAAGACAGUCUCUAGGACCUGGAAGAAGACAGUCUUUAGGAACUGGAAACAGACAGUCUCUUGGAGGUGGAAAAAGACAAUCUUCAGGAGCUGGGAAAAGACAGUCUCUUGGAGGUGGAAAAAGACAAUCUUCAGGAGCAGGAAACAGAAGAUCUACAGAAACUAAAGCCAGAGAGCCUGUAGACAAGCAAAGGCAGUCUGGUAGGAAAUCCUUACCAGGAAAGAAGAGUAAGAAAGAUGCAAUGGAAAGUGAUGACAUGGCAGAAGGCAGUGACUCCAUAGAGCAGAGCGAAGAGGACAGUGAUGGUCCAGUCAUGCAGAAGAAGGCCUCUAGGGGACGGCGAAGGGUUGUGACAUCUUCAGAGGAUGAAGAGGAGGCUGACGAAAUGAUGACGAAAAAGAAUUCCACUGAGAAGACGAAAAAGAGCAAAGGUGCUCAGAGGGUGGAGAGUUCCUCAGAAUUUGUCGGGGACAGUGAGGAUGCAGAGGGCACUGAGGAUGAGGAAGGAGAGGAUAUAAAAACAGAUGAGGACUCUUUUAUUGAUGAUGAGGAUGAAGUCAGCGAGUCCUCCUCAUCAGAAGGUUCUACAGAGGCUGGGUCUUCAGAAGGUGAAGAGUUUGGAAGUGAAGACGAUUAUGACAGUGAAGACGAUGAUUUUGAUGAAGAAGAGGACCCUGUACCAGAGGAGAAGAGGGAUGAGUUUUUUAAACUGUACACUAAGGCUAGAAAGCUGUACAAGUCCCGUAAAUAUGAAGAGGCUUUGGUGCCACUCCUGAAGGCAAUACAGAUAUACCCUGACCCCGAACUACAGGCCAUGGCGCUGAAAAUACACAAGAAGGUGAAGUCGUAGAUACAGACGCCAGAUAUUGACAACCAGAACAUAGGGAUGAAAAUAUACACGAAGGUGAAGUCGUAGAUACAGACAACAGAGAUAGACAACCAGAACAUGGGGAUGAAAAUGUACACGAAGGUGAAGUCGUAGAUACAGACGCCAGAGAUUGACAGCCAGAAUAUAGAGCUGAAAAUACACAAGAAGAUGAAGUCGUAGAUACAGACGCCAGGGAUUGACAGCCAGGACAUAGAGCUGAAAAUACACAAGAAGGUGAAGUCGUAGAUACAGACGCCAGAGACUGACAGCCAGAACAUAGAGCUGAAAAUACACAAGAAGGUGAAGUCGUAGAUACAGACGCCAGGGAUUGACAGCCAGAACAUAGCGCUGAAAAUACACAAGGAGAUGAAGUUGUAGACGGAGAUGUCAAAAACUGACAUCGAGCUGUUCAUCACUGCUUUCAUAGCAAACAUCAUUUAAUUUGUCGAAGCUUUUCAUCUAAUAGUGCUAUAAAAUGUAAAAUGUUCCUGUGAAGUGUUCAAUUUCUUCCCAUAAUGCAUUAGACUUCCUUUUGCUGGCAUGUUUAUAAAGUGUUAGGAUUUUGGAUUCGUGUAACUUGUCAGCCUCUUCUGAAGCGAAAUAAUGCUCUGCAGUUGCGGUCCAAAAUAUAUUCAUACUCAUUCUUGUCAAAGAUGACAUAUUGCUCAUUGCAAGGUGGGACAUC